Molecule: messenger RNA, 1777 nt
Organism: Nelumbo nucifera (sacred lotus)
Lineage: Eukaryota; Viridiplantae; Streptophyta; Magnoliopsida; Proteales; Nelumbonaceae
Biological process (GO): protein ubiquitination
Cellular component (GO): cytoplasm
Molecular function (GO): ubiquitin protein ligase activity
Source: RefSeq, a predicted model, not a curated record
ACAGGAAAAAAAAAUUUAAAAAGAAAUUCUCUGAGCUUUUCAAUUUUGUUCGUCCAUGGCGGAGGUUUCGGAUCUCCACCUCUCUGUAGAAGAUGACGAGGAAGGAGUAGAAGAUAUUGAAGAUCUAGACUCUGUUCCUUACUGGUCCAACGACUUGGAUCAUGACGACAUCUACGUCUCUGAUUCCGACCCUUUCUCUCCCCGCCUCUCCGAAUUCGUUCCUUCAGAUCCGUCUGUUCAUGCUCAGGUUUUCUUCGAUGGGGAUGACAUCGACGAGCGGGAGGCCUGCGGUCAUAUUGGCGAUGGAGACAGCUCUGAUUCCGAUUCCGUCGCCGAUGUGAGUUACUUCAACCAUGAAGAUCGGGUAAGCUUCGUUAUGGAUUUGUUUGAACGCCGUGCGGAACAAUCUCAUAUUGUUGGUAAUAAUGAUAGGGUGGAUAACCCGUUUUCGGAAACCCUAAACGACUCGAAUUUUAGGGUUUUUGAGGGGAAUGAUGAAAUCGGCUCUAAUUUUCUUGACCUAGGGUUAGGAUUGGGGUUGGCUCUUGAUAGACAUGCUGGGGAGGAUGAUGACAGCGGUGGGUUUAUGAUUCGGGAGCGUGGGGACGAUUUCUUCGUGGGUAGACGACCUUCUGUCUCUGAAUCUGGUGAUGAUUCGAACUACCGUUCCUUGGACCCAUAUGAGGAGAGCAGUCCUCGGCUUGUUAACAUUGAAUCUGAUUCUGGCGAUGAAGAGGUGGGAGUCUUGGGGAUUGAUUUGCAAUCUGGGGAUGAUGAUGAUGAUGGGUUGGAUCGAGCUCCUGAUGAUCUGGGUCUUCCUCUUUGUUGGGAUUGUCUCCAUCUGGAGGAUCAGAGGGACGCCAAUGAAGAUUUUGAGUGGGAGGAAGUCAUUGAUGCGAGAGAGGUUCUAAGUAUGGUGAUAGAUGCUGAUGAAGAGAGAUCAGUUUCAACUGAAAUCCAUGAAGUUCGAUCUGAAGAAGAAGCGGGUGAAGACAGGGAAGAAACCAUGAGGAAUUUGGAGUGGGAAGUACUUUUAACGGCCAACAACUUGGAGAGGAACCAAGAAUUAGAACACGAGGAAUCUUACCUGGCUGAUCCUGAUGCUUACAUAUAUCCAGCAGAGUAUGAGAUGAUUUUUGGACAAUUUGCAGAAACUGAAGCUUCUCUGAAGGGUAGUCCUCCUGCUGCAAAAACUGUUGUUGAGAAUCUUCCAUCAAUCUUUUUAACUCAGGACGAUGUGCAGAACAACAAUGUCCUUUGUGCAGUUUGCAAGGAUGAGAUUUCUACAAGCGAACAAGCAAAGCGGCUCCCGUGCUCCCACCACUACCAUGGAGACUGCAUUAUUCCAUGGCUUAGCAUUCGUAAUACUUGCCCUGUUUGUAGGUACGAGUUACCUACAGACGAUCCUGAUUAUGAGCGGAGGAGGACCCAAAGAGCUGGUCAUCGCCUGUCAGGUGAUUCUCAGGCCAGAAAUGAUUUUGAAAUAUUUCCCCAACACUAGGAUGUGCAAAAUGUAGAUACAGUUUCUGGAGAGAGUCCAUUUCUUUUUUUUUUCUUUUUGUUUUUGUGACAGCAAUAAUGUUGGUGAUUUUCAUCCUUUCUGAGUAAGAAUGUAUGUUUCAGAUUGCAAGUGUAGGAUCUUUCUAUUAAAUAAAUGUCGCAUGAUGUCUGGUUUGCUUGUACACCUACCCAUAUCAUUUGGAAUCAAAUGUAGGUCUUGAGGAUCUCUGUACAUAUGGGCAUUACCAUUGGUUUUUAUGGUUUAUUCUUCACAUUA